UCUACAAGCUCUCCAUUAUCAGUGAUACCAUUUCAACACACUAGGUCAUCACUCAUCAUGUCUAUCCUUAGAUCCUUAAUUUUCACUCGAAUUACCCAGAAAAUCAACUCGCUGGAAUUGUUUACCACUCCAUGUCGCGAUUACAGCGUCAACAGAGAGAAAGUUUCUGAAUAUUUCAAAUUCAUAUAUAGUCAUUUCAGUUAAUCUGUAUAUCAUGGCUCAAUCUCAACAAACAUGGAAACUAAAAUAUACUCAUUACUUUCAAGAUUUUUACAAUCCGAUAAGGUACCCAGAUUCAAAAGCAAACCUUAAUUAUCUUAUUUUGAUAAGUAUAGGUAAAUCCCAUUCUCAUAAAACUCUCUGUGAAAAUUUGUCUGCUCAAAUUAACAAUCAAAUGGAAAACCUAAACACAAGUAUUCAAUCAACUACUAUUGGUACAACUGGUCCAAGACCAAUAAGAAGAAUAAUUGCCUCUGUCCAGGAAUCUUCUAAAGAAGCUGAAGAAUUUACUUUCAGUUUACUGGGAAAAUCAUGUUCAAAAAAACCACUAGAUCAUAAAGAUAUCAAAAAUGAAAUCAAUGACCGUUGGAGAAGCUACAGAAGGUAUCAGAUCAUUACAAAACGAACGGAUCUCUUUCUGUUUAGAUUCCAGCAAAAAGAUUGUUGCGAUGGGGUUCGUUUUAAAACUUGGGAUAUCAUGGGACAUUUGUUGUCCCUGAUUAAGUAUAAUCCUAAUAUACCUAUCAAAGACCACAAAUUUGAGCAUCACACUUGGAUUGUUAAGCUAAGAAACGCAUGAGAUGUCAUCCUGAAUGAGAAUCUCUUCAAAGAUAUCCGCAAAGAUAUUGGAUAAAAAGUAGAACCAGAGGGAAGGAAAAGGCUACCUAGAGGAAGUGUAACUAACACUGCCUAUAUUGAAAUUAAGCUCAAAGAACCAUUAAGAAUAGGUGGGUGGAUUGUUAAACCAAAUGGUGUAAGGCAUUGGGUAAUUUACCACUUCGAAAUGCAGCCUUACAAGAUCUGCAAAGACUAUUGGGUUGUUGAUCAUGUUGAUGCUAACUGCAAAAGACUUGCGUUAAAAUAGUAAGUUGAAGUUAUGAAAAAUAAUGAAUACGCUUCUUGGAGUAUAACAGAGGAAGGAAGGAAAUUUCUGGAUGCCUAUAUAACUAGUUCAGGUGCCGAUAUGAUGGAAAAUGAGGUGGAAACAUCCAUGGGUGUAACUAAUAACCCUAUACCAUAUAAUGUCGUUCCUCAUCCACAAGAGACAGAGAAUUUAGAUCGAGAAUUGGAAGACACUGAAGUGAGAAAGAACAAGAGAACCAGAGAUGAAGAUUCAAUUAACAACUCCGUACCCUUCAAUCUCGAUCCUUCCAACACUCACAACAACCUUACUUUCCAAACAGUUACAAACGGAGCUGAUGAAUCAAACAAUUUUGGUGAUCUCCCUGAUGUGAGAAGGAUGAAAUACCAACACAAUCAAGAAGAUGAUAAACACUCAAUGGCAUUUGAUAUCACAUGAUUUGUACCCAAUGGAACGUUUGCUCGGAAUCACUAUGGAAAUACUGCAAAUUUUCUCCAGUGUAGAUCCCGUAGAAUUAGGCCUUAUUAUCCAUUUUUAGUGUAGAUCACUACAAGUGGUAUCAGAGACGGUCUUUCCUUGGAUUGAUCAUGGAUGAUUUGGGGGCUAUAAUGAGUGCAAGGAGUGAAGUAAUUAAUCUUCGAUUGGAUUACUUAAUUCAACUGGGAGAUAGUUCACUAAAUCGGAACCAGAAUCUCCUGAAUUUGUUGGAUCUCAUCAAUCAGGCAGAGAGGAAGAUAGAGUCAAUUCUUCACACUAGAAAACCAAACCAGGUACCGACAUCGAAGGAAACUUCAGUCGAAGCUGCUGAGAGUGAAGAAAAAACGAAGAUGGAGGAUAUAAUUCACAGCGAAGAACUGGCAGGAGACUCAAUUAACUCGGAGUUGGUCACCGAUUCCAGCCAAAAAUCAUCAACCUCGUUGGAAUAAGAAGAAGAUUUCACAUAUACAAAUCAAGUCAGCGACCUAAAUUGUAGUUCUGAUUCUCAAUCUUCCACUAAUCAGGUUCUCUGUGAUGUUGAAUUUCGAAUGAUCAAAUCCAUUUCCAUGGGUGUCGAAGAGGAAUCUCUCGAUUUCGAGUUGAAUAUUACUUCGUUUUUAUUUGAGGAACAAAUUGAUGAUAAGUUGGAAGUAAAUUCCCUUUUUUCAAGAUCAACGGGUGAGUUCACUCAAAAAUCUCCAAUUUCCCCAGUACCAGAUGAAGAUAAUUUCCAAGCUACAUCUAAAACUCACUUCUCUUCUGCAGUUGGAGCUAAACCCGCGUCUCACAAAUUCGAAUUCAUUCCUUCUUCUAGUGACGGCCAUAAGGAGAAUUUGAUGUUUCUGCAUUACCAAGAAGGUAAACCCUUCAAUCCUGAAGCUAAUUUUGUGGUGGGUUUUCAAAGUAAUAGAGUUGCAUCUCAUGAGGUAAAUAAUUUCAAUACAUUCAGUCAGAAUAAUAAUAGAAUUGAGAAUUCGCGGGAGUUGAAUGUUUUGAAGAAACUGUCUAGUGUAGAAUGUUUAGAUUGUUGUCUUGAUUUUGAUCGAAUCUUAUUUGAUCUUGGAAAAGACAAAUUGAAGUUUGAUCCUAUAUUGGGGUUUCCUUAUUGCGUGGGUUUUCAAUUUUUGGAUAGAUUGUAUAGGGAAAUUGUUCUAAAGCUUGCUUAUGACAGUGGGUAUCAAUCAGAUGGGUUUUCUAGUGAUUCAAUUGUUCGUCUGCUAGCUAAUUAUGGUGUUAGAAAUAAUGAUAGACUCUAUUUGUAUGCAUUUUUUUAUGUAAUUGUUCUUAAUUGGUUAAUUUUGGAAGGUUACUGUGGUGAUACUAGAAUAUUGUUGGAUACAAUGUUACCGCAAAGUAUUUUUCUCUGGACUGAAUUUAUGCUGGCUAGGGAAACUAAAUAUUGGGUUGCACAAAACAUAUUUGAUCAAUCGCUGGUUGGAAAUAUCAGUUUUACAGUUCAUAUGGAAGAGGUUCAGGAAUGUUUUGUUACAUCAACUUCAAAUUCAAGUCAGAAUCUACUAAACUGCAUAAGUGUGAAGGUUGGUGGAUUAUGUUAUACGUCUGCGAGAAGUGGAAAAUAUUUCUGCGAUAGCCCGGUUCUCGCUAGAACGCUAUUUGAUCGAGGGAAGUUGUUUGAAGCUAUCAAUAGGUAUUCGUAUCACACUACAAGUAAUUCUCAUCUCAGUUUUGGUAUACUUAUUUUUAGUUUGUUGGAAGUGAUUCGAAGGUAUUCCUGUUAUGUUAAGUGUAGUUCAAAAUCAUUUCUAGAUACCCUUUCUUCUUGUGUGUUUUUUAUUUUGUGGAAAAUUUUGAAGGAUGAAUACAAUGGGGAUUCUUUUUAUGAGCUUAUUCUUCAACAUGGGUACCAAUUAGAUUCAAGGCUUAUAAAUUCAAUUACGUUUGUAUUGGUUGAAGAAUGUGAUAAUUUUUAUGACAGGAAUCUGUUUGCGGAAUUGUCAUACAGAUAUAGUAUCACGAGUCAUGGUGGCGGUCAUAUUUUGUGUUUGCUCGAGGAGCGAAUUUUCACCGGGAAAGUACUAUGGUUAUUACUAGUUGUGGUGUCGUUGGAACAACUAUAGUAUUUGUACAGAUACCUCAAAGAGGAAAUCAAUAUUGUAUCAUAUGCAUUACCAGAAUAGCAGAGAUGUCUACUAUUGAGAAGGCACGUGAACUUUUUAAUAAAAUGCAUCAUACAGGAAGACGCAGCUUCAGUAGUGAUAAAGGUUCACUAGUUUCUCAGCUGAGAUAUGGUCCAUUUGAUUAUAUGACUAUUCAAUAUGGUGAAUACUUGAAGAUCUGUGUGUAUUCAAACAAACGGAUGAUAUAACACAGAUACUUUCGAAGAUAAUUAUUUGGGUUCUUUCAUUUAGUGUUAUGGCCAACGGUGUGAAAGACAAGAUUGUACAACUAACUUGGGAUUCGGGUUUGAUUGAUUUCUACGAACUUGCAUAUGAUAGACUUGGUCCUAUGUGUUGCUGUCAGCCGUGGAGUCUGGUGCGCCAACCGAAAGAGGCUAAUAGAAGGACAAAGGUUAUUUUAUGGGAGGUGGAAAUCGAGAAGAAUAGGAAUCUACUGGUUGUGGUCAGUUUUUUCACCUUGGUUAUUGCUCGGAAGCACCUUCCUUGUGAUAAUCGAGUGUUUUCUUUGUGGUUACCAGAUAAGAGGCAUCAUAGAGGUGUGGAGUUUUGCGAAAGAAUUAUGGGAAGCACAAAUACGCUUAUACGGGUUAUUGGUUGUGAAAUCUUCGGUAUAGCUUCUUGGCAGGUUGAUGUCUAUAGUGAAUGGAACGAGCAGGACCGAAUAUUAAAGAUCCAGUUGUAGGUAAUCCUAUUCAAUUUAGGUUCAUGUUGUGUUGGUGAUGAAAGUUGGAGAGUGACAUACCUUGCUUCAGGCUUUGCAACUUAUAAAAAGAGAGUUCUAUAAUACAAGGGUUGCUUGUAGUAUUAGAUUUCUUCACAGCCAGUUGUGGUAGGUGGUGAUCUGUAACUUACAGAAAUGCUCGCCACGUACUAGAAAUUCAACUUCUAUUUCAACUAAAUGUCACAUCACUGAAGUCAGUAUGCUCCAGCUUGGAGAGGUAGCUAUUACAAACAAGUCUGCAAGAUUUCAAGUAAAGCCCGUGGUGAUUCAAAUUCUAAAUAUGCUGAUGCGGGAUGAUUACUUGAGGUGGAAGGUUAUAGCAAAUCGUUAUGCUAUCAUCUAUAUACUGGUGAGAUGGGAGUUCAUAGAUAAACUCGAGAAGAAUUUUAAAUUGUCAGAAUUCCUUGUAAGAUGGGAGUCCAUGCCAUGAUUGUUGCAUCUACAUGACCUAAAAUGUCAGAAAAAAUCGAUUAAAUCAAACUAGAAACCCCUGUAGUGGAACCAGAAAAAUGAAUAUUUUCUAAUUCAACAGUCAUAGCUUCAUAUCAAAGAAGUAAAAUUACAAGUCGUACCUUUUUUUAGGGGUUUUUGC
Molecule: messenger RNA, 5009 nt
Organism: Papaver somniferum (opium poppy)
Lineage: Eukaryota; Viridiplantae; Streptophyta; Magnoliopsida; Ranunculales; Papaveraceae
Exons: 3
Coding region: 2107-3636 (509 amino acids)
Source: RefSeq, a predicted model, not a curated record